CUUGUUCGCUGCUUGCUUCUCACCGCUGUCAAGCUUGUUCAAAUCUCUCCAGUUUGCCCCUUUCGGCCAGAAAGUAGGGAGUGUUGAACGUUUUCCUCUGCAGGACGUUUAAUUAAUUUACCAGUUCUGCUGCGUGUCAGGAUUAGAAGAAAAUGGUUCUCGAUUUGGAUCUGUUUCGCACGGAUAAAGGUGGUGAUCCUGAAAAAGUGAAGGAGAUACAAGCGAAGCGAUUUAAAGAUGUGUCGCUUGUGGACAAACUGGUACACGCAGAUGCAGAAUGGAGAAAAUGUCGUUUUGUAGCUGACAACUUGAAUAAAGCUAAGAACCUGUGCAGCAAGACCAUUGGAGAAAAGAUGAAGAAGAAGGAGCCGGUGGGGGAUGAUGACUCGGUCCCAGAAGACGCACAGAACCUGGAGGAGCUGACGGCAGAGACUCUCUCGGCUCUCACAGUGACUCAGAUUAAGCAGGUUCGGCUGAUGGUGGACGAGGCCGUGCAGAAAGGGGACAGUCAGAGGCUGAAACUGGAGGAACAGAGGUUUGAGUACCUGCGCGAGAUCGGCAACCUGCUGCACCCCAGUGUACCGAUCAGCAACGACGAGGACGAGGGUAACUUGGUGGAACGUACGUGGGGCGACUGCGCAGUGCAGAAGAAGUACUCCCACGUGGACCUGGUGGUGAUGGUGGAUGGUUACGAGGGGGAGAAGGGAGCCAUAGUGGCAGGGAGCCGGGGGUACUUCCUUAAGGGGCCACUGGUUUUCCUGGAGCAGGCACUGAUCCAGUACGCCCUGCAGACACUCUACGGGAAGAACUACACCCCCCUGUACACACCCUUCUUCAUGAGGAAGGAGGUCAUGCAAGAGGUUGCUCAGCUCAGCCAGUUUGACGAAGAACUCUACAAGGUUAUUGGGAAGGGCAGUGAGCGCUCAGAUGAUGCUUCGCUGGAUGAAAAGUACCUGAUUGCCACCUCAGAGCAGCCAAUCGCUGCCUUCCUGCGAGAGGAGUGGCUGAAGCCGGAGGACCUCCCCAUACGCUUUGCUGGAAUCUCCACCUGCUUCCGACAGGAAGUGGGCUCACAUGGCCGGGACACCCGCGGGAUCUUCCGUGUGCACCAGUUUGAGAAGAUUGAGCAAUUUGUGUUCUCCUCUCCUCAUGACAACAAGUCUUGGGAGAUGUUCGACGAGAUGAUUGAAACUGCAGAAGAGUUUUACCAGUCUCUCGGGAUUCCCUAUCGCAUUGUCAACAUUGUUUCAGGUGCUCUGAACCAUGCAGCCAGUAAGAAGCUGGACCUGGAGGCCUGGUUUCCGGGAUCCUCGGCAUUCCGGGAGCUGGUGUCCUGUUCCAACUGCACGGACUACCAGGCACGGCGUCUGCGCAUUCGCUACGGCCAGACCAAGAAGAUGAUGGAUAAGGCCGAGUUUGUGCACAUGCUCAACGCCACCAUGUGUGCCUCCACUCGUGUCAUCUGCGCCAUCUUGGAAAACUACCAGACGGAAGAGGGUGUGGUCAUCCCUGAGAAACUGCGGCCAUUUAUGCCCCCAGGGCUGAAGGAACUCAUCCGCUUCGUGAAGCCUGCACCCAUUGACCAGGAACUGUCCAAAAAGCAGAAGAAACAGCAGGAAGGAGGGAAGAAGAAGAAGGAUGGAGAACGUACCGUCCAGCACGGAGUGGAGAGCAUGUCCAUCAAUAAAUCCUGAAUCGCCUAAUAAUUCUGUAUCCCCCACCCCCUCCUCAGCCAUCAAAUUUCUCCCACAGUCCCCCACCGAAACCUAACCCAAUAUUGCACUGCACUCGGGACCUGCCAUUUACUCAGGGUUUCUCUCCGCUCUGCACUCCCCAUCCCCUUGUCCUUUAGGCCUGGUGAGGAGAGCUGUUUGAAAACCCUUAUGUUAACCUUAAUCUAAGGUUAGUGCUUUAAAACCAAGUUCCUGCAAGGUACAAGAUGCAGUCUGACCACACGUGACAAAACAAUUAAGUGCAUCAAUGGCCUUAUUUAAGUGCAGUAAAGCAAAUCUUUGGGAAUUAGUUGUGGACCCCAAAUUCUGCAGUUGUUAUUAUAGACCUUUAUGCCCUGACCAGAGCAUUUAAUGUAAGGUAAAAUCAUGAAAUUAGCUGCCAGCAGACCCAUAUGAUGCUUUCAAUUCCUCUUCUCCCUCCAUUCUUUUCUGUCCAUAAAAGCAUCUGCUUCUCUAAGGUUGUUUGUGAUGGUUUCUGUUGAUUCUUGUAAUGAAAUAUAAUCGAAUCACUUCUGAAGGGUAGUAGCUAAGGUUACUCAUAAUAAAUGUUGCCAUCUUAAUGUU
This is a messenger RNA of Conger conger (European conger), 2297 nucleotides long. It is a transcript of the gene sars1, whose product is annotated as seryl-tRNA synthetase 1. NCBI's taxonomy places the organism in Eukaryota, Metazoa, Chordata, Actinopteri, Anguilliformes, Congridae. Gene Ontology annotation, biological process: seryl-tRNA aminoacylation. The transcript is spliced from 11 exons. The coding region runs from base 153 to 1694 and encodes 513 amino acids. Gene Ontology annotation, cellular component: cytosol. Gene Ontology annotation, molecular function: serine-tRNA ligase activity; ATP binding; tRNA binding. The record is from RefSeq and is a predicted model, not a curated record.